Molecule: messenger RNA, 1716 nt
Organism: Penicillium canescens
Lineage: Eukaryota; Fungi; Ascomycota; Eurotiomycetes; Eurotiales; Aspergillaceae
Product: Zn(II)2Cys6 transcription factor domain-containing protein
Exons: 3
Coding region: 1-1716 (571 amino acids)
Biological process (GO): regulation of DNA-templated transcription
Molecular function (GO): DNA-binding transcription factor activity, RNA polymerase II-specific; zinc ion binding
Source: RefSeq, a predicted model, not a curated record
AUGGAUUUGUCUGAUGCAAGUCAUUCUAAUGAUCCUCCAAAACAGGCAUGCGAUGCCUGUCGUCGGAGAAAGGUCAAAUGCAUAUCUCCGCGACCUUGCAAGCAAUGCCGAGCUGCCGGCCUGGUCUGCCGAACAUCUAUACAACGCCAGAGAAAGGGACGCCAGGGCCAGACGGCCAACAUUUUAAGUGAGCUCAGAUCAAAAGAGGUGGAACAGGCUCUAGCUCCCCGUUUGAACACUUCUCCGUCCACGCCUCUGGUCGCACGAUCACCUAAACCCCCAGGCAGAUGCCACUUUGCAAGGACUCCAGAUCUUCUGGGGCUUGAACUUAUCAAUGCUUGUUCAGAAUACUUUUUCUCUCGCAUGAGAGGUACAGUGCCCAUUUUGCAACCCAGUGGCUUUCAGAAGCAGGUAGAGAAGGCUGAUACCUGUCUUCAUUCUUACUGUUUGGUCACUGCGUUUUGCGCCUUUGUCGUCACCCAAACUGGAUUUGCUGUGGAACAAACAUCUCGCCAUCAUGACACAUUGUUUUCGGAAGAUCAUCGCAACUCAUUGGUUGAAGAGGCCACCGAAGCUCGAAAGCACCUCGACCCUUUCACGGAUCCUGUACGACAAAACAUUAUCAUCGCCUUCCUUCUCUAUGGCUGCCAUAUUGGUUUAGGAAAUCAAAGACAUGCUUAUUACUUCCUCCGCGAGGCUACAACGCUUUAUACGGCCAGUGCGCUUGAGAGCCAAGCCACCUCAGCGCAAGCAGACGACGCUGAUCCCUCCUUGGAAGGCAAAUUAUUUUGGUUAUUAGUAGUUUCAGAAAGAGCUCAUGCUAUCCGACGACAUAGACCAAUUACUCUCCAGGUCACACCACAAAGCCCCCAGUUGGAAGAUGACCCUCAUCCAGAGGCAUCGGCCGUGGGAUUUCGAUGUUUGACCAAUCUUUAUCGCCCAUUUGAUGAAGGGUUCCUGGGUCACUGGAAUGGCACUCAUACGACAUGCUCGAUCGAAUCCCUUGUUGUCCUCGAGGAACGCAUCCAAAACGCAGUGCCUGCAGAUCUUGACUUGCCGGAUGUAAUCAUGGCUGACCUGAGAGUAUCCCAACAAUGGCUACGCAUUAUGAUAUGGCAAUUAUCUACCACUGCUGGGUUUUUGUCCACCAAUCCUUCUCAUGAAUGCAUGGAUUUCCGCUACCCGUUGCUUAUUGCUCAGGACCUCUGCCUCGCAACAUGGAAAUUGUCCCGGCAGAGUAUGGAAACUCACGGGAUUGGUCUGAUCGAGAAGAUAUUUGAGGUCGCGUGCACCUUGAUCGACGUGAUGGCAUGCCUGUCGGCGGCUGGGCUUCGUUCGUCAGGAUUCAAGCUUGGCCCGCAAGACUAUCUCAAACAUUUCUCUUCUCUCAUUCAUGAUUUACCAGGAGGCCGGCGAAGACUUCUUCCUCUUCUGUUUACGAAGAUAGGCCAAACCUUGCCUUCGAUGGUAGAGCCCAUUACCAUUCAUCUAAAUCUUCAACCUAACCCAGUUCUGAGCUCAACAACCAAUAUCCAAGCUACGUCCAUGAUGCCUGAAAGUGAAACCCCCAUUGAAUCCUCAGCUGCGAUUGUCACUGAUCCUAUCUCGGACGAUUGGGCGUAUGGAAAUUUCAACUAUGCGGAGAUGAGUCGCAUUGGUGAUAAGACACCAGAAAUUGAUGAGGCAUUCCUUCAAUACUCGACUUAUUUUCCUUGA